Messenger RNA from Gongylonema pulchrum, 216 nucleotides. NCBI's taxonomy places the organism in Eukaryota, Metazoa, Nematoda, Chromadorea, Rhabditida, Gongylonematidae. The record is from the annotation of a GenBank genome assembly.
AUGGUUGGCGCGCCACUGGGUGCCUUUCUUUUCAAAUUAUUCAUUGGUUUACAUGAAACAAACGAUUUCGAUAUUUCUGGUAUCUCCUACACUUAUCCAUAUCCACCCGCGAUCAAGCCGAUACAGUCAAUAGUGCCGCCUGUACUGACCGGGAAGCAGCAACAGCAGCAGCAACAAACGGACCAGAAAGCGGCACUAACUAUACUUGUCGAUUGA